This is a messenger RNA of Necator americanus (New World hookworm), 1335 nucleotides long. RefSeq lists its product as uncharacterized. The transcript has 12 exons. NCBI's taxonomy places the organism in Eukaryota, Metazoa, Nematoda, Chromadorea, Rhabditida, Ancylostomatidae. Gene Ontology annotation, molecular function: RNA binding. The record is from RefSeq and is a predicted model, not a curated record. Gene Ontology annotation, cellular component: precatalytic spliceosome. The coding region runs from base 1 to 1335 and encodes 444 amino acids. Gene Ontology annotation, biological process: alternative mRNA splicing, via spliceosome; mRNA cis splicing, via spliceosome.
AUGACUGGACCUAUAGAUGCGAAUAUGAGACCACCGCUAUCCAGAGCCACUUCUGUCGGUGAAGUGGCCGCCAUAGGAAUUCUGCUCGUGAUUAAAGGCAUCACCCCACGAAUCUGGGGUGGUGCGGGUUCCAGUCGUCACAUCAGACCUUACGAGAACAAGAUAGCCAAUUUCCGGAUACUGCGUCGUGGUGCGUUGUCGAUCUUAUUCGUUUCUGCUACUCAAGAACUUGACUUAAAGAUGCCUCUCUAUGACGACGACGAUUCUCCACCUCACGGAAAGGGUUCUGCCAACAUAACGAUGAAAUUUCUUCAAGCUCAGAUUGCUCAAAAAAGAGUUCAAAUUCAGCAGGGAAUGCAAAAAGCAAGCAUAGCUCCGGUUGUCGAUCUAUCUGCUCGUAAUAAAGCUGCGCUCAAUAUGCGCAGGAUACAACCGGUACGGGCACUUCCAAUCACGGACUGCGCUCCUCCAUCAUUUCUACCAAAAGGUGCUGUUGAGGACAGUGUGAACUUAUUCGGAGAAUACAUAGUGAAAAAUGAAUAUCAACCAGCUGUUCCGAAUGAAUAUAUAUCUUUCAAGCGUAAGGCUGAAGAACGCGAGGCACGGGAAAGGCAUGCUAGAGAAGUUGCUGAAAGGCUAAGCCGUGAUCAUAAGGAAGAAGCGAAGAAGAGAAUGAAAGGUGCUGCAAUUGCUCCACCUCAGGCGUUACUGGAACCGUCGUCACCUCCACCUAAGGAAUCGUCUCCACCUUCAUCUGCUGCUGGCAUGCCACCGCCAGCAUUUUUACCCUCUUUUGGCAAAGCCACGUCUAAAGGUCUUGGCGUUGCUGCUAACAUAAUGAGCAAAUUUGGUUACAAACAUGGUGCAGGACUUGGACGUGAUGAGCAGGGGAUGAGCACGGCGUUAUCUGUGGAGAAGCUAGGGAAAAACGCGGGUCUUAUCAUCAAUGAAAGCCAAAGCGCUGCUCCCUCUACAACAACUACGACGACUGCGGCGCCUAUGGGUGUUGCUCCUAUCAAUAUGACCGAAGCAAUGAAGUGUUCUACCAAAGUACUGAUGCUAACGAACAUGGUAGGUCCUGACGAGGUGGACGAUGAACUCGAACCGGAAAUCCGUGAUGAGAUGGCCAAAUAUGGUCAAGUUGCGUCCGUAGUCAUUCACAAGCUGGACGGUGUUAGUGACGAUCUAGCAGUGCGAAUCUUUGUUGAGUUCACGAACGUUGCGCAGGCAAUUAAGGCCUUUGUUGUCAUGAAUGGACGGUUUUUCGGUGGACGAUCCGUAGCUGCUGCAUUCUACAACGUCGAUGACUUCAAUAAUAAAGAGUAUGGACGGUAG